Messenger RNA from Sparassis crispa, 1698 nucleotides. RefSeq lists its product as hypothetical. The coding region runs from base 1 to 1698 and encodes 565 amino acids. Gene Ontology annotation, cellular component: plasma membrane; cell division site; growing cell tip. NCBI's taxonomy places the organism in Eukaryota, Fungi, Basidiomycota, Agaricomycetes, Polyporales, Sparassidaceae. The transcript is spliced from 3 exons. The record is from RefSeq and is a predicted model, not a curated record.
AUGGGCUUCAUCCGUCCAGCAACUCCAGGCUUCCUGGUAACUCUCAUUGCGACUGGUCUUCUCGCAUUGGUCGUCUUCUCCGUUCCCUACAUCAAGUCCAUCUACUUUCUUAAAGGCUCUAUCAACGAAAACAACGUCCAUGGUUCUAUCACAUUUGGUGUCUUAGGUUAUUGCCUUCAGCUGCCUAAUGGUACUACAUGUUCAAAACCCUCUGUUGGAUAUGAGCUGAAUGUCAAUGAACUGCUGGGAGACAACACCUCCAUCCAAAUCCCCACCGUGCUCGUCAAAUGGAUCACGUAUGCUCUGGUUCUCCACAUCGUCGCCGUCAUCCUUUCCGCCAUCGCCGCAUUAUUCGGCCUGCUCGCCCACGUCCGUGAGAUGUCGAUGCAGUACUGCAGUAGCUUCAUCUCAGGCUUCGCAGGUAGCGUCGCGUUCUUUGCGUUUGUAUUCGACCUCGUCCUGUUCUUCGUCACCAAGUCCCGCAUCAAAGCCGUGUCAGGUACUGCCACGCUCGGUGCCGCCCUCUGGCUCACGCUUGCAUCCUUCCUGCUCCUCUUUUUCGCCGGCUGCUUCUACGGGUGCGGGCGCUGCUGCAUCAGAAACCGAGAGCCUCGUGAUAGGAGGAAAGCAUCAGAGCCAGACAACCGUUAUGGAGAGCAGAUGCGUCUCGACGCCGUGAAGGCCGAGGCGGACAGGAAGGCACGCCAGAAGCAGGGUGAGGUCGGGCUACCUGCAUUCCAGGAGCUCGAGCAGACACAGCCGCUGACGACGAGACUGUCUGAUGAAAUAUUCGUCGAGGACGGGGACCAUGUUGUCCCGUAUAGUCGGCAGCCUAGCCAGACGCGCAACCAGUAUCCCGGGGGGUACACCCAGGCGCCUGCAGGGUCAUCUGCUAUUGAUGCAUACUACAACCCGAACGUGUAUCCGCCUUCUCCACAGUCCCAACGGCAGCCGAGCACUCACGUACAAGGCCCAUCUGGCUAUGCGGCUUCGGCGUACUCGUACAAUGCAGCGGCUGCUCCGGUUGCUGCUGGUGCUGCGGCUGGUGCUGCGGCUCAGUACUUGUCUACUGCCCCCUAUAGCCAUAGCCAGCAACCAACCGCUGCGCUGGAGAAUUAUGGACACCAAGCUGGUGGUAGUUCACAUUACGCUGCAGGCGCGGCACACCAACAAUAUCCUUCGAACUACUCAGCACCACUGACAGACCCAUACUCCAACCAAUCCCACAUCACUCAGCAGCCUUAUGAUAACCUAUACGACAGCAGCGCCUACGUGGCUGCCGCCCCAAUGCCCUCCACAUCUCCUCCAAUCCCAGCCCCCAGCACCAACCCCUACUAUGGCCAGUCGGCGCAACUAGACCGGAGCUACACGCUCGGCGGGGGCGGGUACGCCAACAACGUCGUGCCCGACUAUGGCAAUACCGCCGCCGCCGACUCUCGAUACUACGGACUACAGGGCGCGUCCUCGUCACGACAUCUGUCGCCACCGCCGCGUGCCCCUCUCAACACUAGCUUGAACCCGCCGCCCGCGCAGAGGGCGACCAGCCCUCGAGGGCCGAGAUCACCCGUGCUAUAUGAGUCACCUAUCGAGGAGGUCCCACAGCAGGAGGUCCCGCAGACACAGCACUACACUGAUGCCCCGCCGAUGUAUGACGCUGCUACGGCGCAACCACCGGGCGCGUGGUCGUCGAAGCGGUGA